Messenger RNA from Adineta ricciae, 456 nucleotides. The record is from the annotation of a GenBank genome assembly. NCBI's taxonomy places the organism in Eukaryota, Metazoa, Rotifera, Eurotatoria, Adinetida, Adinetidae.
AUGAUGUCGCUUACCGAGGAACGUAUCAAUGAAAUGAAAGAAAUCUUCUCAAUGGUUGACGACGACGGUGAUGGUUCCAUCACCCGACCCCAACUGGGAAUGUGCCUACGAGCAAUGCAAUAUUCGAUCAGCAACCAGGAAAUCAAUGCUUUAAUGAAAAAGUUCGAUUCAGACAAAACUGAUCGUAUAAACUUCCCUCAAUUACUCCAAAUCAUAGCGGCUACUCAUCAACCAAGUUUAAACCAACAGACGCAGUCGAUUCUGUCAGCAUUGAAACUCUUCGAUACAAACAACGAUGAAACAAUAUCCGAAAAUGAUUUUCGUUUUCUAAUGCAACAAACAGGUGAACCAUUAUCAAAGGAUUCGGUUGACGACAUGAUUAAAUCAACUGAUGCACGAACAUCGAAUGGUCGGAUACAAUAUCGUAAACUUGUUUCGACGAUCAUUCAUUUAUGA